CGGCGACGGAAGGAAAUCAAAGACGAGCACACUUCCGUAAACGAAAACGAGCUUUCAGUAUCAGCUGCUAUACGCUCUUGUUUACCUUCUGUGCUCUUUAAACAGCUGGUUUCGUAGUUAUGGAUCGCAGCAGGUCAUCGGACAGAGCCGGCAGAGAGAAAAAACAGGAGAAGAAGAAGAAACGGAGAAGAUCUUCCUCCUCCUCCUCUUCUUCUUCAUCCUCUUGCUCAUCCAGCAGCAGAAGUCGCAGCAGAUCUACUAAAAAAGCUUCACACAAGAGCAGAGAUGAGAAAACACAAAGAAAGAAGCGCAGAAGACGCUCCUCUUCCUCAUCCAGCUCUUCCUCCUCCUCGUCUUCUUCAUCCUCGUCAAGUGACGAAAAGACAAAGAAGAAGAAAAGCAAAGCCAAGAAGAAGAAGCUGAAGAAGAAAAAGGCGAAGCUGAAGAAAAAGGAGAAAAGGAAAAAGAAGAAGCUCAAGAAGAAGGAGAAGAAGAAAGCAGAGCUUCAGCUGCCUGCUGGUCCGGCAGAGAAGCCUCCAUCUUUCCUGGAGGUGUGGCAGAGUGAUGAGGGGGCCGUGGAGCUGGGGCCUGUCAUGACGGAUGAGCAGAAGGCUCGGCUCUCCACUAAGAGGCCUCUCACCAAGGAGGAGUACGAGGCCCGGCAGAGCGUGAUCCGCAGGGUGGUUGACCCCGAAACAGGACGGACCAGGCUGGUGAGAGGAGAGGGGGAGGUCAUAGAGGAGAUCGUCAGCCGAGAGAAACACAAAGAAAUCAACAAGCAAGCUACUAAAGGAGACGGGAACGCCUUCCAGAGGAAACUAGGAAUCAACAGGUAGAAGAUCCACUAAACUGAAACAAACUACUUCAAGAGGAGUUCACCCAGACAGCUGAACCUUCUCUAAAUAUAGAAGAAAAUGCAUUUUUAGGAAGGCAGAUUUAUCUGUGAUUGAACUGUGUAGAAGUAAAUGCAACACGCAUCUCUCCAAGGAGAUCUAAAGAGGAGAUAUUAGAUUGAAAAAUUUUGAGUCAGCGGAUGCAGCAGCUCACGACGUGCCAAAUAGUUUGCACAUCCAGUUUACACUGAUUCAUUUAUUUCAUCUGUUUUGAAGCAUAUCAAUGUGUAAAUUUAAAUAAUGCUACUUUGUUGAGUCAUGAAUAUUCAAAUGGUCUCUUCGUUUGAUAUCAGCUAGUUGAUAUUGCAUCAUGUGUUUAGUGUCUACAUAUUGUACACCCACCUGUAGAUGUUGUCUCCCACCUUCUUUCAUUUUUGUUCCCUAAAUAAGCCUGAAUUUGUGUGAACUGAUGCCAGAAAAAUAAAUUGUGUUAACCCUC
This is a messenger RNA of Acanthochromis polyacanthus (spiny chromis), 1332 nucleotides long. RefSeq names its product ADP-ribosylation factor-like 6 interacting protein 4 (gene arl6ip4). Lineage: Eukaryota; Metazoa; Chordata; Actinopteri; Pomacentridae. The record is from RefSeq and is a predicted model, not a curated record.